This is a messenger RNA of Magallana angulata, 1193 nucleotides long. RefSeq lists its product as uncharacterized. Lineage: Eukaryota; Metazoa; Mollusca; Bivalvia; Ostreida; Ostreidae. The record is from RefSeq and is a predicted model, not a curated record. Bases 116 to 1117 code for a protein of 333 amino acids. The transcript has 5 exons.
GAUAAACAAACUGAUAACAGUUGACCAAUUCGUCUUACUAGAUUUUCAUGUUUCUACUUUCGUUUAAUGAAAUUGACUGAAAAAAGCUUCUUGAUAUGAAAAACGGCUGUCAGCAAUGGAUAUUAUACAGAGAAUAGAAAAUUUAAAAAUGGAAGAUGAGGCCUGGGAGCUUCUCAAAAGUAAUCUACGUGACCUCGAAGAACCAAAAAACGUGCUGCUAGUGGGGAGUUUUGGUGCAGGGAAAUCCUCAUUCAUAAACACCGUUAUAACAGCAUUAACGGGGAAGUACGACUAUUAUGCUGACGUAGGAAGUGGCAGUAGGCACAGCACUACUAGAAUUAAGAGGAUAUCGAGUAGAAACUACUGGCGCCCUAAAGACGAGGUUGACAAAGAACUGAAACUCCCAACGUUCAUCGACAUCAUCGGAUUGGACCCUCAACUGUCGACAUCAGAGGAUGAUCGCACGAUCAACAGUCAGAUACUGAACCUGGUCAUUAACGGACAACUUCCAGAGAACGCCGACCUGCUGGAUCUAGGCAAGAAACUGAAGGAGGGAAAACUAGUAAUAGAAAGCACGGAUGCCAAGACGUCUCCUGUAGACGCCAUCAUUGCUGUAGUAUCGGCAGAAAAUCUAAAUGGAGCCAUUCCUCAUACUCUAAUUGACGAAAUUUAUAUGGAAGCGAACAUGAGAAAGAAACAGAUACCUGUGUUUGCUGUUGUCACUAAGAUUGAUAAGUGUGACUUAACACAGCAGAAUCUAGAACGAAAAAAGAAUGAGCUUUGUGAAGCAAUAAACAUUACACCAGACAAACUUCUAUUGUGUAGUAAUUACCAACCUGAUCCAGAACAAGAUAUUGAGAAAGAUAUUGAUAUCUUAAAGUUUUUGAUCAAGGUUUGCAGCCCUCAUCUCCAGGCCGUCGAACUAGAGAAGAUAGAAUGCGAAGCACCGCCACCAAUACCGGCGCUUGCCACUUUGUACAAUACCAUUUUAGAUGACAGAUACACCUAUAUCAGAGUCCAAGCUCUGAAGGUGGCAGUUGCUGUUCUUGUGGUUGCAUUCUUUCUUAGCCUCAUCAUGAAUCUUUGGAACAAAAUGAAGAGUUACACUGCGUCGUAACCGAGCAACAAAAUAUUGUUUGCGAUUUGUUCUUACAAUUUUUUUUAAAUAAAUAAGUUCGUAAAUGACUGUUAAA